AUGUCUCUUUUCUCUCAUGCAUUGUUUGUGCUUCUCUUCUUAUCCCUCUUUGUCAGUUUUGGUGUAUCGUUUCUCCCUCUUUCUUUCUUAUUGUAUGUUACACUUUUUCUCUCACAUUAUAUAUUGCUCUUAUCUUCCUCUCUCUCACUGAUUGAAUAUCGCACUUUUCUCUCUAUCAUGUUGCUCUUAUCUUAUUCUCUCUCGUUGCUCUUGUUUUACAAUCUCUCUCUGUCUCUCUCAGUGUCAUUGCAUGUUAGUCUUGGUUCUCUGUUGUGUGUCACUCAUUUCAUUUUCUCGCUCACUCUCUCUGUUGCUACAUGUUGCUUUUACUUCUCUCACUGUCAUUGUGUCUCUUGCUUCACUCUCUCUCUUUUUGUCAUUACGUAUCAUUAUUGUUUCUCUUUCUCUGUCACUCUUGUUUCUUUCUCUGUCACUCUUGUUUCUUUCUCUGUCACUCUUGUUUCUUUCUCUCUGUCACUCUCCGUCACUCUUGUUUCUCUCUCUCUCUCACACUCUCCGUCACUCUUGUUUCUCUCUCUCUCACACUCUCCGUCACUCUUGUUUCUCUCACACUCUCCGUCACUCUUGUUUCUCUCACACUCUCCGUCACUCUUGUUUCUCUCUCACUCUCCGUCACUCUUGUUUCUCUCUCUUGUGCUGUCAUUAGGUGUUGCUUUUGUUUCCUCUCUGCUGUUGCAUGUCGCAACUAAUCUCCAUCUGUUUUUUUACCCACCACCAUCAUUGUUUUGUGCAUUUCUUUCUCUUGUAUAUUUUCUUACCCUCACUUCUCAUAUUUUGCUUUUCAUCAUGCUUUCUUUAGUUCUUUGCUUUUUUUCUUCUCUCUUUCUGCCAAAUUCUCUCUUUUUGCAUUCUUUACAUUCAUUGUCCAUCUUCUUUUCCUGCUUCUGUUGUUUUAUACUUCAUUGGCUGAGUUUGUGA
This is a messenger RNA of Acanthosepion pharaonis, 939 nucleotides long. The record is from the annotation of a GenBank genome assembly. NCBI's taxonomy places the organism in Eukaryota, Metazoa, Mollusca, Cephalopoda, Sepiida, Sepiidae.